Messenger RNA from Capronia epimyces CBS 606.96, 1725 nucleotides. RefSeq lists its product as uncharacterized. Lineage: Eukaryota; Fungi; Ascomycota; Eurotiomycetes; Chaetothyriales; Herpotrichiellaceae. The record is from RefSeq and is a predicted model, not a curated record. The transcript has a single exon. Gene Ontology annotation, molecular function: zinc ion binding; DNA binding. Bases 1 to 1725 code for a protein of 574 amino acids. Gene Ontology annotation, biological process: DNA-templated transcription.
AUGCCACCCUUGAACAGAGCCUUGUCCGGCGACAGCCCGGUCGGUUCGCAAUUGGCCUCUUCGUUGACCUCCCCUUCAAAUUCUCCCUUCGGAGACACCUUUGGCCCAACAUCAGAUCCUCAAAGUAUUCCAAGAUUUGUCCCUUUGACACAUAAUGAAGCCGAGUCCGAUCCCAUCUUUCAUACAGCGUUUGCCCAGGCCGGUAUUCAACUUCCUGUAUCAUGGCAGACACAGGCCACUCAACUGCUCCAAUUUCAAGCACCCCUUUCUCCCACCGGCUACGUGUCUGUCAGCGACCUAGCGCAACAGAUUUUCCGGGAAACACAGCCGCCGCCGUUGCCCUUGAGCUUGUCUCCCAGAGCAAGGGCGCCGACCCCUUCAAGGACUUCAAGCCCACUAACCAAACCCGCCUCUCUAGAUGCCAUCUUGACCAACGGGGCGCCUUCUCCAGCGACGACCUCCACGAGCUCGCCCGCGCCGCUCCAUGGACCAAAAUUCCUGUACCGUAGCGAUUCAUCUUCGUUCCAAGGUGAAUUCCGGUUACAGAGUCUAGCCACCGAAUUCGGCUUGUCGGGUUACCUGAUGUCGCAAUGUGUCCGUCAAUAUUUCACGCAUCUAUACUCAAUCCGUCCCAUCAUCCAUGAGGGGACAUUUCUGCAGCGUCUGAACCAAGCCGAGGAGCUGUCCAAUGAAGACAAGAUUCUUAUACUCUCGCUAUGCGCCACGACCGUGCUUCAUGCGGCGCCCCAAUCUGAUUUGCCGCUGGACAAGAAGUUACAGCUUGGAAGGCAGUUUGUGGAUCUGUGCUGCUACUUACGAUGUUCCAGCGACUGGGCAGAGACGAGUACACUGUUAUCGAUACAGGCAAGCUACCAUAUGUGCGUUGCACUGUUUGAACUCAAAAGGCCACGUGCGCAUCACUUCUACCUCCGCGAAGCGAUCGGCAUGGCUCUUGAACAAGGCCUGCACCUCGAAUCAACCUAUGCUGGAAUGGACGAGAUCCAGGCCAUCUGCUCUCGGCGCACAUUUGCCCUGUUGUUUGUUACGGAGCGUGGGCUAGCUAUUCUGCGUAACAAAUCGACCCAGAUCACGCGCCUGCCGCGUCUCCCGACCGAGUUCUUCGAUGAGCAAGAUAGGAUCGUUCUUACAGGAUUUUCGGCAUUGGUGGAUCUGUUUUCUGUCUUGGAUGAAAAGUUCGUGCGUGUCUGGAGCGCCAUGUGCCCCGGCGACGUAUCGGCACCGUACCAGCCAGUCGACAAUGUCGCCACCAUCCAGCACUCCUUAAACGAGAUAACGUUCGACAACUCCGCCAUGACAGAUAACCAGAAGGCCGACGUUCUGAUAACCCAUCAGUGGCUGCGGCUGGUUUUCUGGCAGGCCUCCAUGCGCCAGGGCCUCAUCAGUUUUGUCGCGACGGACCCGAUCUUCUCGUCCACAUACCCCAUCACCAUCGCCAAGGACUUGUGCAUGGCCCUGCACGACCUGACAUACGAGGCCAUUCUUGUCCAUGGAAUGGGAAUCUUCGAAAAACUCUUCGAGGUCGCCUAUACCUUGAUGGACGCCCUGACCAUCGCCAGCUGCAAUUGGUCCGAGAGUCAGGAGUUGCGGUACCUGUUUGACGUGUUGAGUGCCAGUCCCAACAGCCAGAAUACCUAUGUGAAGAUGCUUAGGACAAAGAUCGAGAAUGAACAGAGUUCGAAGGCGAGUUCGCCCAUCCCUGCAUAA